GGAAUUUGCGUCCGGGUCCGUCUGAGACUUUUAUGAGCCCCCAAGCCUGGCCCACAGCGAGUACCAACAGUCUCUUUAAUCUCAUCACUUCCUCUAUUAGACCCGCAUCUAACACGUCUCAGCGUUCGCCGUCUAACACAAGAGAUAGCAAUAUGGCGUCCAAAACCCCCGCAAAGCUCCCGACAGCAACAAGACAUAAUAAACAGGACAACAAGGCAAAGCAGGGGCCGCAGCCCAAGGCCGGGUCGACUCCCUCGUCAUCCCAAAUGUCGGACAGGACGAGCAUGGCAAGCGCAAUGAGCGAAAUCACGACAUUGGCAGCAACGGAUAUCGUGGAUAACACUCGAAGUUCUCUGGGCCAGUUAGGUGUUCGUCACACUUCAUGUUCAAUGUUUCUUGCUCGCUGAAUGGUCGACGGUCGCGUUGUCUGUCGCUCAUCCCGCGAUCAGCAAACAUUUGACAAACUUGCAGAGCAAAUGACCAGCAUUGCACGGUUGGGCGAAGAGCUCGAGACCACCUCGAUCAUCAACAGGUGCGUGAAGACGGCGCUGUCUUGCAGAACCUUCAUGA
This is a messenger RNA of Fomitopsis serialis, 570 nucleotides long. RefSeq lists its product as uncharacterized. The transcript has a single exon. The record is from RefSeq and is a predicted model, not a curated record. Bases 33 to 407 code for a protein of 124 amino acids. NCBI's taxonomy places the organism in Eukaryota, Fungi, Basidiomycota, Agaricomycetes, Polyporales, Fomitopsidaceae.